CGCCUCGUCUCUCCCUCCCUCUCAAGGACAAGCCAGCGAGCCUGUGACAAGACAACCUCUCCGCGCUUUCCUCUCACUCAAUUCGCAGACCUCCCUAUGUCGUCGCAGGCAAUUGCGACGUCGACAAGAGGUCUGCCGGAUUUCCCUUCGGAAGCGAUCGACCUGCAUGACUUUGAACACCCAGCAUGGUCUGGUCCCUCGAACCUUCACGAGCACGCCUCGCAGCCACAAGAUGAAGUAGAACAAUGCCAUUCAAACGAAACACCCGCCUCAGACGGUAAUUCUUGGGUCGAAAUGGACGCGCAACAAAGGAAACAAGCCGUGGGAAAUCUACUGGCGGCUUUGGCGCCCAUGAGUCCGACCCAGACCGCAACUACAACGAACGGGACAACAGAAUCGAUCCUUCCUCCGACCACGAGUGAAGUCUCGGGCAAACAGGCAGAAGCCAGUGAAUAUACACCGAACGGAAACAGCUCGACAAACAAUACCAUGAAUACAGAUCCUACCGUCACCAUGUCCCUCCCUCCACUUCCUCCUCUCAGUACCGACGACUUCCUGGACGAGAAUGCUCCUCCGUUUCCCUCCAGCUUCCCUCAAGACCCUUUCGACCCAUCACAGGCCACUCUCAUAGGCGAAGAACCACUGACCAUGACUCAAGGCGAAUCUCAACCGCCGAUACCGUCGCAAGAUCCGCAACCAGAACGGCGGGAAAUCGAGGCUUUCGCGAAGAUCGAAUUUGAGGAUGGAAACUAUUACAUAACCACAUACGCCUGUGAGCUGGGUCGCGACGCUUUCGCCUACAGAGCCGCCCUCACAAGAGCUGAGCAAGCGCGCCAGGCAGGGCAAGACGCCGCUCAGAGUUCCAGUGGGAGACGGUCAGGUCUGUCGGAAGCCGUGCCCAGACCAGGCGAGAGUCAAGUACAAGGCAGCGUCGUCAGUGAGGCGGGUGGGUUCGGCGGUGUGGACGAGGCUCCCCUGCUGCAAAAUGGCGAGCAUGACGACGGUCAUCCUAUGGACUCUCAUUCAUCUGAAAGGUCUGGCGGUAGUGUCGUCAAACCACAAGAAGUGCUCAUCAACCCUCCACUCAUUCCCUUUGACUACCAUAAGAUGGCAGAACGUCAAGCGCAACUGGAGCACGAACACGAUCCCGAACCAGAUAAUGAACAGCCCGCACCUGUCACGGCCGACCACAUCCCUGACGCUCACAAUUGCCCCCUCAUCCCUAUUCAUGCGAUGCGCAACUUCCAGAAAUCAGAAGUCGAGAACCACAGAAGUAUCUCUCGACGGCAUGUCAAGAUUCAAUGGGAUUUUGACAAGGAGUGCUUUCAGAUGAAGGUGUUGGGCAGAAACGGUGCCUUUCUGGACGAUCAGUAUCUGCAGCGCGGUUCAGUCAAGCGAUUACGUGAUGGUUCCAAGAUCCAGAUUUCCAAUGUCUGGAUGAGUUUUCGGCUGCCGAGUCAGAAUGCAGAGCCCGCGAGUGAAGAAUCCGAGCACGAAGAAGCGCACCCAAGCCCUCCGCCGCAACGGAGCACUUCACCAACGUCGGAUGAGAUUGAAAGGAGCGCUUCCCCACCACGUGGUGGCAAGACAAAGCUCAAGAUCACAUUAAAUACCGCCCCUCAGAAGCCGUCCCAUGGCACACCAGAUCCGCUUGUCGGACCCGAUGGCCAGCCCAUGCCACCGAAAAAGCGCGGACCUGGUCGGCCGCCCAAAGACGGCGUCAUGUCCAACCGAGAACGGAAAGAACGGGAGAAAGCCGCGAAAGAUGCUGCAGCAAAGGCCGCCAAUGGAGGAAAGACACCGCCGCCGCUCAUGAAAGGCAAAUUUCCCAAACCGGCUAUGAUCAAGGAAGAGCCGAUGCCCGUCGACUCGAAACCAGAGAAGAGAAAGUACAAGAAGAGAAAACGACCGGGCGAAGAUGGCGACGUCGUUCCGUCGAUUGAAGGUGGUGAGAUUGACGUCCUUAGCGAGACGGAAACACCACCAGUGAAGAAGGCCAGACAAUCGAAGUCGCCUUCUCCAGACUAUCCUGCUGCCGAGACUUUGAACGAAGAGCAGCUUGCCCGACCAUCCGAGCCGUACGCUCGCUUGAUCUAUGAUAUCCUAAUCGAUGUCCAUCCCCAGGCUCUGCCCUUGAAGCUCAUCUACCGAGCUCUGAAGUUAAAAUUCCCUUUUUUCGUUCACAGGGUCGAUUCGGAGGGCUGGCAAAGUAGUGUCCGGCACAACUUGAAUCAGGAAUGGAACAAACUGUUUGAGAAGGACAAGAAAGAAGGCAAAGGAUGGGCUUGGAAGGCUAUACCAGGAGCCCUGCAACCACAGGCAGAGAGACGAAGAGCUGCUCAACAAGCGGCGGCAUCAAAACCGAAACCCAACCCGGCACCACGCCAACAUUCUCAACAAGGGCCACCUCCACCUCUUAACUGGCAAAACAACAUGUCUUAUCCUCAACAAAACGGCAUGCCACCAAGGGGCGCCCCUCCGACUUUCUUCGCGCAAGCUCCAAAUGGUUCAAUGCCGCCACCGCCGAAUGGAAUGCCAUAUCCCGCGCCCUUUGCACCUGGAGGAUCUUCAUCAUCGAUUGCGAUUGGAGGUGCCGCCCAGUCACUGCCGCCAGGUCAACUGCCGAAUCAAUUUUAUCCGCCUGCACACGGUGCUCGUCCCCCGUCUCUCGGACAACAGCCCGGGACAGGUCAGCAGGCUGCUUCCAACCAAAAUCUCUCUUCCGCAACACCAGGUCCGCCCCCACCAGCACCUGCUAGCUCUUCGGCCUCACGGAAUAUGCCUUGCACGACGGAUGGUCUGUUAGCAAUCAGGAGAUUCGAAACUGCCAUGUACAACAACAUCGAUCCACAUCAAAUCGAAACGGCCCGGAAGUUGUUCGCCUCUGCUCAACGUCGAAUGCUCCAUGGGGCAACUUACUCCUCCAUGGUGGAGGGUGAGUGCAAAGAAGAACAUAUAAUCAUGGAACAUAUCCAGAGGUUCAUCAACCGGUACAAGAAUCCCAAUUUCGUGGGCUUCUCGAACACUGGCUCGCCAGCUCCGCCGAACCCAACAAAUAUGGCUCCUUCGGCAUCGGUUCCAGGUCCUAUGACCAUUGUCACGGCCGCCAACUCCACCAAGCCCGCGAAUGGUCCUAUUGGCGGUGCAGGUAACACAACAAAUAAUCCCAGCACCGCGAAUGGUGCGAGACCCAUCGAACCGUCUGCGGCAUCACCAGCUGUCUCGCAGCCCCUGGAGACGAACAAACAUCCACCAGUUGCAGCUCCUGCACCUGCGGCACACCACGGAGAGACGAUUCAGGCUCCUAUUCCAACGGGGGACAAGAUCGGAGCCGACCCGGCAAACCCAUUGUGACUUGAUGCGAGUCGGCAUGAGCAUAACAGGUAGCCUGGCGGUUUGUUCUUGGGGGAAACGGGGGGAAAUGUGCGACUUCAACAAAUUGUUACUCCCAGGUAGUCAUGACCAUAUCGUGGCUGUGGUUAUGGUUAUGGUUUACCUUUGGAGUAUACUAUCCUUUUCGAAUCCAUCAGUAUGACGCUUAAUGAAACAGUCACGAUUGCAGUGUUGCAUCACGGUUGGGGGGUCAGGUUAUGUUAUGACUUUCACGGUACUCAUGAUUGGUGUCAGGCGUGUGGCUGUUAAGGCGUUUCGCUUGCGAUGGCUUUGCGCUGGAGAUGGGCGUUAUUGCUAUGGACCAACUCCAUAUGGCGAAUGGACAGGGCCGGGUACGGUCUGGUCUGUCUGGUGUGGUCGAAGAGUCUCUCUCUCUCUCUCUGAGGCACUGACGCAGUUCUACACUUUGUGGGUGUGAGACAGAGGAAUCGGGUGUCUUGUAUGUGCAUAUGGCAUAUAAGACGAGUACGGAGACAGGACUUGUCUUAAGUUAGACACCGUCCACCGAGCCACCUGAGGACCUGAAGGCGAAUUGAGGGGCGGACUUGAAGCCUACUGUAAAGGCAGAGCUGUGUCGAGUCGUACUACGUACAGAAUGGUUAAAGUGCGAUAACUGUGUGAUUUCUUUUUACUCCUAUACUUCCGUCUGUUGAUCUCAUACUGUUACCGAAUGCG
This is a messenger RNA of Exophiala xenobiotica, 4068 nucleotides long. RefSeq lists its product as uncharacterized. The record is from RefSeq and is a predicted model, not a curated record. NCBI's taxonomy places the organism in Eukaryota, Fungi, Ascomycota, Eurotiomycetes, Chaetothyriales, Herpotrichiellaceae. Gene Ontology annotation, molecular function: protein binding; DNA-binding transcription factor activity; sequence-specific DNA binding. The coding region runs from base 97 to 3354 and encodes 1085 amino acids. Gene Ontology annotation, biological process: regulation of ribosomal protein gene transcription by RNA polymerase II. The transcript has a single exon. Gene Ontology annotation, cellular component: nucleus.